Tuber melanosporum (Perigord truffle) is the source of this 2816-nucleotide messenger RNA. RefSeq lists its product as uncharacterized. NCBI's taxonomy places the organism in Eukaryota, Fungi, Ascomycota, Pezizomycetes, Pezizales, Tuberaceae. The transcript is spliced from 2 exons. Gene Ontology annotation, cellular component: Sin3-type complex. The record is from RefSeq and is a predicted model, not a curated record. Bases 1 to 2661 code for a protein of 886 amino acids.
AUGCCUACUGUCCCUGUGCCUACCAACUCCACUGCCACCUCCCCACUUCCAUACAAUGUCCAGUCGCAAACCCCGCCUCGGAAGACCUCUGGAGCCUUCACCCCCUUGGGUGGAUCUUUCGGUCCUGGGGGGGGUGGAGGCUCCGGGGUGGAAGUAGUGGAAGGGAUAGGGGGAGGUUACGUCGACACUUUACCCGCGGAUAGACAAUUAUUUGUUCUCUGUGAUCCGGUAGCUUUUCGCUACUUGGAAGAGGAGACUUGCACUACCGUUGUUCAUCGUCACCGCACGCUUCCCGGCCACGAGGUUUACUUUGUCGAACAAUGGGCUUGCUCCCGUAUUCACCCUACCUUUGUCAUCUCUACCUAUACUGGGGAUCCAAACCAUGUUAUUACAAUCGGCGUUCUCAAUAUACCUCGUGAUGAGGCCCAGUGGUCGCCGCGGUUACGCGUAUAUUUCAGAGCUGUCACAAAGUUCCAUGCCCGACCAAAGGAAACCCCGUAUGGGAAGCUUAUGGUGACGAACCUAUCAACAUUUCCGAGCGCGUUAACCGUCAUUCCGGUCCCCGAUGGAGAUGCGAGGCUGCAUAGGGAAGACUUUAUUGUCAAUGAAGAUUUGAAGAGAAUGGGAUGCUCGGGGAGGUCCGCCUUGAGCUUGAGUAUGCCUGCGGACGCUAGUCAGACCAAAUUUCAUCAGCUUUAUAGAACCUCGGAUAAAAUUCCACUUUACACUUCUGUUAUGGAGCUUGUCCGGUUAUGCCAGAUUGCGUUGACUUUAUUUGAAAAAUUGAAGCCGGAGUAUGCGGAUGGGCUGCUGUGUGACAUCACCGAGAGAGGGAUAUAUGAUUGGUGGACAGAAUUUGGUACGGAGUUUUACAAUAUCGAGCCGAGUGAUGGGACACUUGGACCCACGACGGUUGCCGCAUUACUGGGCAUGGUACUAGGUGCGAGGAAUAGACUUUCAUCUUUCGGUGCUCCGGUACCCAAAGAUGCUUUUGAUUUGCCACAGUUAAAGAAGGCGAUAUAUCAUUUCCAACGACAGCAAAGGAUACCCAGGACUAGGAGACUAGAUAGGGAGACUAUGGAUAAACUACAGAAAGCUGCUAUGAAGAAUGGGAGUGGGGCAUCAUCAGGAGACAUCUUUGCCGUCCCGAGGGCUAUUAAAAGUACUGUCGUUGACCUUGGUGGAAGGGCUGUUGGUAGCAGUUCUGCGAAAGUAGAGGGGACCAGCGUCGAAACGGUAGACAUAGAGAAGUUUGCUUCGCACUUGAGUGGCGAGCGAUGCAAAUACCUCUGGCGAGGGAAGCCGCGAAAGAGCCAAUCUGCUACUGGAGGUGGGGUUGGCGGGAGUGCAGGCACUCAGACUCCGCCCGCAGCAGUUAGCAUGAGCAGAAGAAAUAGCGUUGGUGGAGGGAGCAUUAGCGAAAAUGAGGGCAUGAUUCGACAUUCCGGAGAAUUUACUGCUACUGGCUACCAUGUAGUGAGCAAUCCGACAAAUAGCUCGCUUGGUAGCAGUGGUGGGGGUUCUGUGACAAGCCCUGGGCUAAAGGAAAAAGAGAGUGAGGGGAGAGACGUUUCAGACUUGAGAAAGACUGUUUUUAAGGGUAUGUCCGGACGGAUGAAGGGCAUGAAAGAUGUUGCUUCAGCUGGUGCCGAUUAUGUUAGGGGGCGUGGGCAUCACGGACGAUCAUAUGCAAAGGAUUUCGGCGUCUACGAAGAUUCAACGGAACAUACUGGGACAACAACACCUCUAUCUGGCCUCAAGGAAUCAGAGCGGAAUGAGAGGGAGCACAAAGGACCGAGCGAGCAUCCUGUCACCUCGUUCUUAAAGUUACCUUUUCAUACCGAUAGCCCUGCCGGUAGUACUGGGAAUAUCAACUUCUUGAGCGUCGUGUCAGGGGAUGGCGGUGUUGCAACCGGAAAUCACAGCGCCGCGGCGAGCGUGUAUAGAGAAGUAAUGGAUGCUGAGGGGGAUGACGAUGGGGAGGAAUUUGUGGACGCAAACUUGCCGGGACGUCAAUGGAUAGAUUACGACGAAGGUAGGAUACUAGAGUGUGGGAGAAAGAGAAACAAGAGCUUUUCCGAGUAUCUGAAGAAGUGCCACGAAGUCAGGCACGAGGAAUAUUGGCCAAGAAGGCUGAGUUUCUCAGUCGCAGAGGAGGCGGUAUUAGAUAUUGGGCUGCUGCCUUCUCUCGAUGACGACGUACAGGACGAAAGCGAUUUGACGCUAGAUACCCUCUCUCGUCAUGCUCUGAACCUCCAAACCUUACUUGCGGACGACCGUAUUUCAGAAUGGACAGAUCGUAGGUUGACUACGCUUGAGAACAUCUUUGCUUAUCUGGACUCUGGUGCCGGCAGGCUCGAGGGUGACUUACGUCGGGGAUCAGAGGUGGUAAACUCAAUGGGAGAGGCAACAAGGGAUAUGAUUGAUCGCCAAACAAUGGACCUGAAGGCGGCGGUGAGAGAGGUAGAAGCCUUAGGCGCCAGACUGCAAUAUGAAUUGGGCAGCGUGCGAGGCCAAAUGGCAGAUGUGGAGGAUGCAGUGGAUGGCUUCGGAAGAAAUGUCGAGGAAGUUGAGGAGAGAGCCUUAGGGCUCGGGGAGGCUAUCGAGCGGGGUUGGGGGGAAUGGUUACUUGCGGUUGUGUUUGGGAUCAGGAGGAGGUAGCUGAAGGAAACAUAGAAUUUUCUUUUGUGUGAUAUGAGGAGUCGAUUGUUCUCCAGGCGCGGUGGGAGUUUCUGUUUUUGUCGCAUUUUUGUACUGAUACAUUUAUUAAUAACUUGAAAGGGGGGUGGGGGAGAUGGUUGUGGCGGUAGAAAACG